UGUGGACAGCACUUCUGUCAUGGGACCUGUGCGGUUGGGAAUGCUGCUUUUCAUUUUGGCUGUGUACGGUGCUUGGGCUGGGACGCCGAAGGAGGAGGACGAUGACACAGAACGCCUGCCCAGCAAAUGCGAAGGGACUAUCUGCGCAGGACCGCCCACUCUACUGAGCAUCUUCAGUGUGUGUGUGUGUUUCCCCCAUGCCACUGGACCUAAAUCUGGAGAGCCUGCAGGAGCGUGGUGUGACGCUCAUACCUUGUGGACAUCUCUGCUCCACCCCGGCAGAGACGCUCCCAAAUUACAGGUCCCACGUUCUCCUGAGGGGGUUUAGAGUGUGUAAGCUGCUGAGCCUGGAGCUACAGGAAGAGCUGAGUCGCACUGGCCGAUCUCGAGAGGUGCUGGAGCUGGGGCAGGUGCUGGACACAGGCAAGAGGAAAAGACAUGUCCCUUACAGCGUUUCAGAGACAAGGCUAGAAGAGGCCUUGGAGAAUUUAUGUGAGCGGAUCCUGGAUUACAGUGUUCAUGCUGAGCGCAAGGGCUCACUGAGAUAUGCCAAGGGGCAGAGUCAGACCAUGGCAACGCUGAAAGGCCUGGUGCAGAAGGGGGUGAAGGUGGAUCUGGGGAUCCCUGUGGAGCUGUGGGAUGAGCCCAGUGUGGAGGUCACAUUCCUCAAGAAGCAGUGUGAGACGAUGCUGGAGGAGUUUGAAGACGUGGUGGGAGACUGGUACUUCCACCAUCAGGAGCAGCCCCUACAGCAUUUUCUCUGUGAAGGUCAUGUGCUUCCAGCUGCUGAAACUGGGUGUCUACAGGAAACUUGGACUGGAAAGGAAAAGAUCACCGAUGGGCAAGAGAAGACUGAAGGAAAGGAGGAGCAAGAACAAGAGGAGAAGGAGGAGGCGGAGGAGAAAGAGGAAGAAGAGAGGACCAACACACCAGGCCACUCCAAGCACGACCCAGAGGAUCUUUGACCCUUGCUGUUGAUCCCCAGGAAGGGCAGGGCUCACAGAGAAGAACUCUCUGAAGUCUGAGUUCUCCCUGCCUCCCAGUUUUAAGGGUGAUGUUGUGAGUGAUCCAA
Messenger RNA from Rhinolophus ferrumequinum (greater horseshoe bat), 1072 nucleotides. It is a transcript of the gene CNPY4, whose product is annotated as canopy FGF signaling regulator 4. Gene Ontology annotation, cellular component: endomembrane system. The coding region runs from base 198 to 965 and encodes 255 amino acids. Gene Ontology annotation, molecular function: signaling receptor binding. The transcript is spliced from 7 exons. Lineage: Eukaryota; Metazoa; Chordata; Mammalia; Chiroptera; Rhinolophidae. The record is from RefSeq and is a predicted model, not a curated record.